Oncorhynchus mykiss (rainbow trout) is the source of this 1333-nucleotide messenger RNA. RefSeq names its product wingless-type MMTV integration site family member 4a2 (gene wnt4a2). Gene Ontology annotation, biological process: neuron differentiation; cell fate commitment; canonical Wnt signaling pathway. Gene Ontology annotation, molecular function: cytokine activity; frizzled binding. Gene Ontology annotation, cellular component: extracellular region. The record is from RefSeq and is marked provisional. NCBI's taxonomy places the organism in Eukaryota, Metazoa, Chordata, Actinopteri, Salmoniformes, Salmonidae.
UGUGGAUGUGUGACAAUGGAUUAACUGUCUUUAACGGGAUCCCACGUAUCUCCGGUUCUUCACGAGACCAUCGCUGCCACCUCUCAUCCCUCCCCCCGCAGAGAUCACCGCCAUACCUUGUGUGGAUUAUUUUAACUCUCUUUGGUCUCGUUCUCCCCCGGUAGCGCUCGAGAUGACCGCUGAAUAUGUUUUACGGUCCCUGCUGAUGCUCUUCCUCGCGCUGCUCUCGGCCAACGCCAGUAACUGGCUGUACCUGGCUAAACUGUCGUCGGUUGGCAGUAUCAGUGAUGAGGAGACAUGUGAACGCCUGCGAGGACUUAUCCAGAGACAGGUGCAGAUCUGUAAGCGCAGUGUGGAGGUGAUGGAUGCUGUGCGGCGUGGGGCUCAGCUAGCCAUAGACGAGUGUCAGUUUCAGUUCCGGAACCGUCGAUGGAACUGUUCCACACUGGAAACCAUGCCCGUCUUCGGCAAGGUCGUCACACAGGGCACUCGGGAGGCAGCCUUUGUGUAUGCCAUCUCAGCAGCCAGUGUGGCGUUUGCUGUGACCCGAGCCUGUAGCAGCGGAGAGUUGGAGAAAUGUGGCUGCGACCGCACCGUCCAUGGAGUCAGUCCGGAGGGGUUCCAGUGGUCAGGCUGUAGUGAUAACAUAGCAUACGGAGUGGCCUUCUCUCAGUCCUUCAUUGACGUAAGGGAGAGGAGUAAAGGACAGUCCCCCAGCAAAGCACUCAUGAACCUACACAACAACGAGGCCGGGAGGAAGGCCAUCCUGAGCCACAUGCGUGUGGAGUGUAAGUGUCAUGGCGUGUCAGGUUCCUGUGAGGUAAAGACCUGCUGGAAGGCCAUGCCCCCAUUCCGCAAGGUGGGCAACGUCAUCAAGGAGAAGUUUGACGGCGCCACAGAGGUGGAGCAGCGCAAGGUGGGCACGACCAAGGUCCUGGUGCCACGGAACUCCCAGUUCAAACCUCACACAGACGAAGACCUGGUCUACCUGGAGCCCAGCCCCGACUUCUGUGACCACGACCCGCGCACACCAGGCAUGCUGGGUACGGCGGGGCGGCAGUGUAACCGGACGUCGAAGGCCAUUGACGGCUGUGAGCUGAUGUGCUGCGGCCGGGGCUUCCAGACAGAGGAGGUGGAGGUGGUGGACAGGUGCAGCUGUAAGUUCCACUGGUGCUGCUACGUCAAGUGCAAACAGUGCCGCAAGAUGGUGGAGAUGCACACCUGCCGGUGAUCACCAUGGAAACCCCCAGUGGAGACCCAAACAAUUUCCCCACUCUCUCCCUCCUCACCUGCACUUGGGGAGGGAGAGAGAAAGGGAGGGUGGGGGGGGGGG